Molecule: messenger RNA, 291 nt
Organism: Staurois parvus
Lineage: Eukaryota; Metazoa; Chordata; Amphibia; Anura; Ranidae
Source: the annotation of a GenBank genome assembly
UGAUAUGUUUGUUAUUUGAAAAAACCCUGAACCUUUCACUUUAAAGUGGAGUUCCACCUAUAAAAAAAAAAAAAAUAAAAAAGGCUUUUAUUUACCUUAAAGUGCUACUAAACCCCGGACCCUGCAUUCACUAUGUCUGGUCUCCCCGGACCCUGCAUUCACUAUGUCUGGUCUCCCCGGACCCUGCAUUCACUAUGUCUGGUCUCCCUGGACCCUGCAUUCACUAUAUCUGGUCUCCCCGGACCCUGCAUUCACUAUAUCUGGUAUCCCCAGACCCUUCAUUCACUAUGU